This is a messenger RNA of Ostrea edulis (European flat oyster), 3160 nucleotides long. Its product is annotated as probable E3 ubiquitin-protein ligase IRF2BPL. Gene Ontology annotation, cellular component: nucleus. The transcript has a single exon. The record is from RefSeq and is a predicted model, not a curated record. Lineage: Eukaryota; Metazoa; Mollusca; Bivalvia; Ostreida; Ostreidae. Gene Ontology annotation, biological process: regulation of transcription by RNA polymerase II. Gene Ontology annotation, molecular function: transcription corepressor activity. The coding region runs from base 855 to 2675 and encodes 606 amino acids.
GGUUAUUGAUGUCCCUGUCUGUGCUCCAAGUUCAUAUCGGCGAAAUCUGGAAAUCGCGUUCCUGUCACGAACGUCAAAUGACAUAAAGACACGCAAAUGAACGCGAUUUAAUUAAUUCUAAGCAAGGAUAUUUGUUUGCAGCACGAACUUUCUCCAUUUUAUCAACACAACUUUCUCCAAUUUUCAUGCCGAAGCAUAUAAUUCACGAAUACACCAAUUACUGCAUGUAAAUGUCUAUUCCGGGACGUGGUAUUGCUGGUGUAUAAUGUAGCAGUUAUCGCGUGUUGACCCGUUGUUUAGGUAGGAAUUCCCUGUCUCGAGCCAGUUUAAAUAAAAGCCACCUUUUGGUGAAGACGUGUCAUUUUGAUUUAAAGCAUAUCAUAACAAAAUACGUCUGAGCCGAUUUGAUAAUUAUGCGUUCUUCGGUCACCGGGAGAUGAAUGGAUAGUCGAGAUAUUUUGUAAGCUUGCGUGAUACUGUAUUAUUUUUUUUUUCUGAUGUCUCCAUCGGAUCUCCUCGCUAGUACAUUUGGAAUCCAAUUACAGUUGCGUGCAGAUGCUCUAUGGAUGGUUUUCCGGUAAACAGCGCGCAUUGUGCAAGUAGAAAUAUAAUGUGUGUAUCACUAGAGUAACUGUCGACUGUGCAAACCAUACGUGAAGGAUGAUUGAGUUUUAAGUGGAAAUCCGCAUGCGCAAGAAUGCUCUGUAUUGUUGAUUUUCAAGUGGAUGGCGGUUUUGUUGACAUUCGUGUGUGUGAUGCAGGGGAGUGUUGACGUAUGAAGAAAACUUAGUGACUGCACUGGGAUAACAUUUACCUUUCCUGUGAAUUUUUGCUGUGAAUUUUUGUGUUUGACAAUGUCAAUGCCACACCGCACACAGAGACAGCAGUGCUAUCUGUGUGAUUUACCCCGCAUGCCCUGGGCUAUGCUACACGACUUUUCUGAGCCGGUGUGUCGGGGAUGCGUCAACUACGAAGGAGCAGACAGGAUAGAAAUGGUGCUGGAGAGUGCACGGAGUAUGAAACGUUCACAUGGAUUCCACGAGAGCCGUCAAUCUAUGAAACAUCAUGGGCUACCACCCCAGAGGACUUCCAUUGACCAGCAUGGAUCCAUAGACCACCCACGUGGUCAUCACCCACCUCUGGAACGUUAUGAUAGCCGCUCAAGAAACAUAAUGAACGACUAUAACUCACCCCCACAGAACCAUUCCAACGGAGUUGUUCCACCCCGAGUUGAGGACCAACUGCCAGAUCACCACCGUGGGCCCAACAUUCCAAUAUCGUCUGCUCGUGCAGUAUCGGCAGUAUUCCCGAUACAUCAUCUCCCGGACCACAAUGCUCGCUUCUGUGCUCAUCCCCAGGGACGGCCUGGAUAUGGACCAAAUCCUAAUGUUACUUCCAUGGGUGGACAUAGUUUGCAGCAUACAAAGAAACGUAGCGCUGACCAUGAUGACGAUGAAGUCACUGGUGGUCAUCAUGAAGAUAACAUCUUCAAGUUUACCUCACCAGAAGACAUGGCGAAGCGUCCACAAAUUGUUCGUGAAACUAUCGCAGCCUUGUCGUCGGCAGUACCAUUUGAAAUCCGAUUCAAAAAAGACCAUCAUUUUGUCGGUCGUGUUUUUGCAUUUGAUUCCACUUCCAAAAAUGGUGUUGACUUUGAAUUGAAGGUUUUCAUGGAAUAUCCUCUUGGUUCAGGUAAUAUUUAUAACAGUGCAUCAAGUGUCGUAAAACAAAUGCAUGUAGACAGUAUCAAAGAUGUGGGCAAAGGACUGUCAUCAGGUUACAAGUAUCUAGAGUAUGAAAUGAAACACGGUUCAAACGACUGGAAAAUUUUAAGUGAACUUUUAUCGGAGACCGUGAGAUUCUUUAAAGAGCAAGUAAAACCGGAAAUAAUCCCGUCCCCAUACCACAACCCCAGCUUACCACCAUUGCCCACACCAAGUACAAGACCACAUGUACCUUUGGCCCACACUAGAAGCCAAGGCUCUCAUGGAUCGUUUGAGGGGCAGUCCAAAAAACGGAAAGCAUCCCCAGAGCCAGAUAACGAUUUCGGGGAACAGAGAAAACGUCAGCAGUGGAUACAAAACCAAUCAGAGGUACUGAAGAUGACCAUUAAUUCCAUUAAUUCAACGGGAUAUACAUCUGCAGGUUCCUCAUCGACCUCCCCCACCAGUAACCAUACCCCCACACCUCCAGAAUGCACAAAUAUCAAUGGUCCUUCGCCAAUGGCAGCACUAAUGAAUGUCACCGAUAACAUUUCUUCCGGUCCUGUUUCGCCAAACAACCGAAAUUCUCAUAAUUCUCCGGGUGGUUCUCAAGUGCCAUCUGCUGCAAGACGAGGACCACACAUGUCUAUAAAGGAAGGCACGUCUUCAUCGUUGUUGGAAACUAACGUUCAGAGCUCAGAAACUUUAAAAUGUACGCUCUGUCACGAGCGUCUUGAAGACACCCAUUUUGUACAAUGCCCUUCUGUUAGUGAGCACAAGUUCUGUUUCCCAUGUUCUAGAAAUAGCAUCAAGAUGCAAGGGGCUGGUUCGGAGGUUUAUUGCCCCAGUGGAAAAAAGUGUCCCUUGGUUGGGUCCAACGUGCCAUGGGCCUUUAUGCAAGGUGAAAUUGCAACAAUACUUGGUGGUGAUGUCAGGCCAGACAUGAACAUCAAAAAAGAGCGAGACACGUGACUGAAAUAUGAAAAGAUUUUUUUUAAAAGAAAACCGUAACCCAAAACGGUUUUAAUUAUCUCUCCAGUUCUGUUGUUGAAAGUUACCUUUGUCUUGAAAGCAGGAAGAUGUUUGAGAGGGAUUUAUUUGAGAAAAGAAGGAGUCUCGCAAUCGUUUUAUUGGAGACCAAGCAUCAUUUCUAGAUGGCGCCGAAUGAUUUGAUCGACCAAAGGAUUUCCGCAGGCAGAAAACAUGCUUAAAAUCUGGACACGAGAAUUGUGAAAACAUUUGUUCGCUCUAACAAGCUUCGUUUACACCGAUUUUCAUGUUGUUUUUUCAACAGUUGUUUUAAGCAUUGUGAAUAUGUAACAUUCAUCCUCACGUCAUUUGUUGUCUACUUUCGCAUCAAACGACUUCUGCGAUUUGUGCUGUUAAAAUCACGUUUUUAUCACUUCAACGCACACACGUUAACUUUUUUGUCGUGAUAUAAAUGUUGAUGUAUUGUG